AUGUUCGCUUCACGUUCACUCAACUUCGGAAAUUUAAUUCGCGCGGCAGGAGCCACCCGUUUUAAACACACCUUACCUGAUCUGCCCUAUGAGUACAGCGCAUUAGAGCCUGUUAUCAGCAGAGAAAUAAUGAGCCUUCAUCAUAGCAAACAUCAUGCUACAUAUGUGAACAAUUUAAACGCUGCUGAGGAGAAACUAGCUCAGGCACAGGCAAAAGGGGACAUCGAAACAAUAAUAAGUUUGCAACCUGCUCUCAAAUUCAAUGGUGGAGGUCACAUCAACCAUACUAUUUUUUGGCAGAACCUUUCACCAAAAACCAGCAAACCUACUGAUCUACUCGUCAAAGCUAUUGAAAAGGACUUUGGAUCAUUGGAAAACAUGAAAAAUCAACUUGCAACAGCAUCUGUAGGUGUACAGGGCUCUGGCUGGGGCUGGCUUAGUUAUAACAAGCAAAUGAAGAAGCUUCAGAUAACAACCUGUCAGAACCAGGAUCCCUUGCAGGCAACCACCGGAUUAGUACCUUUAUUUGGAAUCGAUGUUUGGGAGCAUGCUUAUUACUUGCAAUAUAAAAAUGUACGUGCCGACUAUGUGAAAGCUAUAUUUGACGUCGCAAACUGGCAAGAUAUUUCAGCAAGAUAUGAGAAUGCUUUAAAGUAA
Molecule: messenger RNA, 657 nt
Organism: Parnassius mnemosyne (clouded apollo)
Lineage: Eukaryota; Metazoa; Arthropoda; Insecta; Lepidoptera; Papilionidae
Source: the annotation of a GenBank genome assembly